Molecule: messenger RNA, 3126 nt
Organism: Nerophis ophidion (straightnose pipefish)
Lineage: Eukaryota; Metazoa; Chordata; Actinopteri; Syngnathiformes; Syngnathidae
Product: oocyte zinc finger protein XlCOF6.1-like
Exons: 3
Coding region: 610-1617 (335 amino acids)
Biological process (GO): regulation of transcription by RNA polymerase II
Molecular function (GO): DNA-binding transcription factor activity; RNA polymerase II cis-regulatory region sequence-specific DNA binding
Source: RefSeq, a predicted model, not a curated record
GUACUUCCGGUAGUGAAAGAUGGCAAGAUGGCGGACUGAAUGGCUUUAGCGUCUCCGUUUAUAAAUGACCGCGUUACUACAAACUGCAAAUGCAGAAACAAAUACCUAAAUGCUUCGUCUUUUCUCAAGCCCACCAAACGGAAUUUGUUAGCUGAAGUGAAGAUUGAAGACGUGAUAGAAGACGGACGACUACUGCUAUGCUAAGAUGGCGACGUCAUGUCAAAGAGAAAGUGAAAGAGAAUCAGAAACUUCCAGCAAAUCACCAACGGAGAUAAAGACCAAAGAUGAAGACGUCCAGCAGAUUAUUGGUCAUCCAGAAGAACUUCCCUUCGGCUGGCAGGGGGGAGCUCCACUUUGAAGCAGGAGACUCCACAACCACCCUGCAUUAAAAAGGAAGAGGAGGAACUCUGCAUCACUCAGGAGGGAGAGUGUCUUCUAGGACGAGAGGAAGCUGAUUACACCAAGUUUCCACUGACUAUUGUCUCUGUGAAGACUGAAGAUGAUGAAGAGAAACCACAAGUAGACAACCUCUUAGCUCCACUAUCAGAUAGUGAGGCUGAAGACGAGGUUCAAAAACCUUUCAGCAGCGAUACAGACUGUGAAGGUGAUAUGAGGACUCACACUGACAACAAACACUCUGACUCCUCAGAAAAGAAGAAAGACGUCCAGCAACUGAUCAGUUGUCUAGAAGAAGUUUCCCCUCAGUCAGGGGGGAGCUCCACUUUGAAGCAGGAGACUCCACAACCACCCUGCAUUAAAAAGGAAGAGGAGGAACUCUGCAUCACUCAGGAGGGAGAGUGUCUUCUAGGACGAGAGGAAGCUGAUUACAUCAAGUUUCCACUGACUGUUGUCUCUGUGAAGACUGAAGACGAUGAAGAGAAACCACAAGUAGACAACCUCUUAGCUCCACUAUCAGAUAGUGAGGCUGAAGACGAGGUUGAUGAACCUUUGAGCAGCGAUAAAGACUGUGAAGGUGAUAUGAGGACUCACACGGACAACAAACACUCUCAAACAGAGACAGGUAAAAAACAUUUCAGCUGCUCAGUUUGUGCUAAAAGCUAUACUAGAAGGAACCAUUUGACUCAACACAUGAGAACACACACAGGAGUAAAACCCUUUACUUGUUCAGUUUGCGGUAAAAGCUUUUUUCAAAAGAGCAGUUUGACUCUGCACGUGAGAACGCAUGCAGGAGAGAAACCAUUCAAUUGCUCAGUUUGCGAUAAAAGCUUUUCUCAGAAUAGCAGUUUGACUUUACACGUUAGAGCACACGCAGGAGAAAACACAUUCAACUGCUCAGUUUGUGGUAAAAGCUUUUCACGAAAGGACAAUUUGUCUCGACACAUGAGAACGCACACAGGAGAGAAACCGUUCAACUGCUCGGUUUGUGGGAAAAGUUUUUGUCAAAAAAUUGAUUUGACUCGACACAUGAGAAGACACACAGGAGAAAAAUCAUUCGGUUGCUCGGUUUGUGGCAAAAGUUUUUCACGGAACAGCUGCUUGAGUCAACACAUGAGAAAACACACGGGAGAAAAAGCAUUUAGUUGUUCAGUUUGUGGCAAAAGAUUCCAUCGUGAUGCAGCCGCAGUAAAACACUUAAGAAAACACAUGGGAGAAUAACCGAUUUUAUUUUUCUAUUGCAGUCUUUUAGCGCCCCCAGUUUUCAUCCCAUCUGAACUGUUAAGGUAUCAAAAUGUAAACCAGGAAAUAUUCAUCUUCCCAGACCACAACGUUUACCCAGAUUUCCAGGUCUUCCAGCACAUUUUCCCAUUGAGGUGGCUCGGGCAUCUGGUCAGGAUGCCACCCGAACGCCUCCCUAGGGAGGUGUUUAGGGCACGUCCAGCCGGUAGGAGGCCACGGGGAAGACCCAGGACACGUUGGGAAGACUAUGUCAACACUCUAAGCAGAUGCAUUCCCAACGAUAAAGUAAACGAAAUCACGAAGGUGAGGGUUGUUGAUGUUACUUGUGACUUAUGUGCUAAUCAGACAUAUUUGGUCGCGGCAUGACUGCCAGCUAAUCGAUUCUAACAUGCUAUUUAGGCUACCUGUAUGUGCAUUUGAAACUAUAUUUACAUCCAGCGUUUCCUUCCACCCACAUUUAAUGCCAAACAAACACUUACAAAUCGACAGAUUUAAGUUGAUACAGGGUCAAUGCCCUGCCUCCAACCGGUAGGAGGCCACGGGGAAGACCUUACAAAUCGACAGAUUUAAGUUGAUACAGGGUCAAUGCCCUGCCUCCAACCGGUAGGAGGCCACGGGGAAGACCCAGGACACGUUGGGAAGACUAUGUCUCCCGGCUGGCCUGGGAACGCCUCGGGAUCCCCCGGGAAGAGCUAGAAGUGGCUAGGGAGAGGGAAGUCUGGGCUUCCCUGCUUAGGCUGCUGCCCCCGCGACCCGACCUCUGAUAAGUGGAAGAUAAUGGAUGGAUGGAUGGAUGGAUUUUCCCAUUGAAAACAAAUGGGCCAAUUUCCCACAUUGUUCCACCAUCCACAGACUCCACUCACCUUGGACAUUCAAGCCAACUUUCAAAACGUCCAUUUUUUUAUAGUGAAGUGAAUUAUAUUUAUAUAGCGCUUUUCUCUAGUGACUCAAAGCGCUUUACAUAGUGAAACGCAAUAUCUAAGUUACAUUUAAACCAGUGUGGGUGGCACUGGGAGCAGGUGGGUAAAGUGUCUUGCCCAAGGACACAACGGCAGUGACUAGGAUGGCGGAAGCGGGAAUCGAACCUGCAACCCUCAAGUUGCGGGCACGGCCGCUCUACCAACCGAGCUAUACCUAUAGGAAUUUCCAGGACCAUUUCCCCAUUGAAAAUGAACUGAAGGAUUACAAACCUCUUCAUAUUCCACAUCUCUUGUCCAAUUCAAACCUUUCCACCAUCCGCACAUUCCACUCACCCUUGAGAUUUAGACAAAAAAAAUUCUUGUUUCAACAAUUUUCCUGAUUACCAGGAAGUCCUGGUUUUACUCACCCUUUUUCUUUUGACUUUGUCUGCCCCAUUUUUAUUUGUUGUGAUUAUAAUUAUUCAACCCCCACACCAUUUUGGUGUUUUAGCAAGUUGGACAUUUAUUCCGUAUUUUGUUUAUAGUCAUAUCAAUUAAAGAUGUGUCAAAUAGACAAAUGCAACUUCAA